AUGACGGUCGAAGUCUGUACCUGUGUGGACGGGGUGGUGUGUGGAAAACGAGCCACCAGCAAAAGAUCAGAGUUCGGACCUUUAGGCGUCGGACUGCUGCACCUGGGUCUGCUGCUGUUACUACUACUUCUUCUGUUGCUGCUCUUCUGCCAAUGUGGGGGGGCUAGGGGCUUGCCAGGGGGCUUUACUGAGAGGCCUUUCGACACCAAAUCACACCUCAUUAACUACCGCACUGAGGGCCAGGGAGAGAACAUGGAGGUACCGCUACUGGACGUGCCAACACAAAUAGAUGGAAAUAUGGCCAACGUGAAUAUGGGCAUGGCUAACAAUACUCUAGCAAUGGCGCCCAUGGCAGGUUUGGAUUUCCAGAGAUCCAUUACUUCCAUGGAUGGGAUGAACAGGGCUGGCUAUCAAGAAGUUUUUUCAAGUGGCCACAGAGAAGGGGCAUGGGGGGUGAUGAACCAGCAGGGCGGCAGGGACUUCUACUUAGGAGUAGGUGGAGGAAUGUAUGACGGCAUUGCUCUGCCAGACCACUUCCUGGCACAGUACUACACUCAGAAGGUGGCCAGUGGAAAUGACAACCUUGGAGGAAAGGACUGUCUUUUGGUUUGUGACUACGACCUGCACUUCCUCAAUGACCUCAGGACAAAGUUCAAGACCGAGCCAAGCCGAGCUGAGCCGAGCCGAGUUGAGCAGGUACCAUGUAGUGGAAAAACACCAUAAGAGUCUGGGUUGGAAUGCAUUGUUGUGAUAACAUG
This is a messenger RNA of Perca flavescens (yellow perch), 758 nucleotides long. RefSeq names its product desmoglein-3-like. The record is from RefSeq and is a predicted model, not a curated record. NCBI's taxonomy places the organism in Eukaryota, Metazoa, Chordata, Actinopteri, Perciformes, Percidae. Bases 1 to 723 code for a protein of 240 amino acids. The transcript has 4 exons.